This is a messenger RNA of Tuber melanosporum (Perigord truffle), 2013 nucleotides long. RefSeq lists its product as uncharacterized. Gene Ontology annotation, cellular component: cytoplasm. Lineage: Eukaryota; Fungi; Ascomycota; Pezizomycetes; Pezizales; Tuberaceae. The transcript is spliced from 2 exons. Gene Ontology annotation, molecular function: thioredoxin peroxidase activity. The record is from RefSeq and is a predicted model, not a curated record. Gene Ontology annotation, biological process: cellular response to oxidative stress; cell redox homeostasis. Bases 366 to 1364 code for a protein of 332 amino acids.
CUCACCCCCUCCCCACCACUCGACAUAAAUACCUCUGAGGACCUAAUCCUGUUAGAACUACUUUCCCCUCUCCCUCUCCCUUCCCUUUCCUCUGCCCCCUUGCAUUCUGUCACUCAACUCCUCUACUUCCCCAUAAGACAACCAACCACCAGCACCACCGCGUGGUACUUGCCCACCAACGCGAUAAACACCACCCCACAAUUCUCCCCCAUCCACCAAUUCCACUCCAAAAGCACUUGCGAAAAUAAACUACGUGCCUCUGCGUGCCUCCAAAACUCACGCAUUGCCAAUCUUUUCCUUAAAAAACAACUUUGCCUUUCUUUUAAACGCGCAAAAAACACAGAUAUCCACCCCAUCCCCACAAAAUGAGCGAACCAGUUCUACGUCGAAGCGGACGGAAUAUCGCAAAGAAGGAAGCGGCCCCUCCACCCCCUGCACCCGGGCCAGCCCCCAAGAAACGCGCAUCCACGGAGCCUAAGAAGCCUUCCGCGAAAAAGGCAAGAACGGUGGUCGACAAGGCCCCCACUGUUGUCAAGAAUGCCGUAAGUAAGGAUAAGGACAGCAAGAAGGAGGACGCCAGCAAGAAGAAACCAGAGGGAGAGGCAUCCGCGUCUGCGGCGGCUGCUGAAGUAAAGGCCGCGCCAAUUCCGGCGGCAGAAUCCUCUUCUGCUGCACCGACAGUAACUACUACCAUUGUUACUACUACUGCCGGUACCAAAUCUGCCGCUAAGGCGAAGAGUGGAAAGGCAAAGGCCAAGAGAGCCGAUGCAGCUGAGGAAGCGGCAGCCGCACUCGGGGAUGGCGAUUUAUUGCCAAACACGUUACCAGAGGUUCAGACCCAUGAUGGUGGGAAAACCACGUUGACAGCUAUUCUCGCGCAAGCUUCAAAGGGGAUCGUGAUCUUUGCUUAUCCUAAAGCGUCCACCCCAGAGUGCACUACGCAAGCCUGUCUCUUCAGGGAUAACUACACCGCCUUCACGGAUGCCGGUUACUCCGUCUACGGCCUCUCGGGUGACCAGCCUGUCGCGAAUGAGAAGUUUCGCAAUAAGCAGAACUUGACAUACACACUCCUCUGUGACCCGACCUACGAGCUCCACGAAAAGCUUGGCAUCAAGAAGUCGCCCAAGGGAACCGUCCGCAGUGUCAUCAUUAUUGAGAAGACCUCGGGCGACGCCGCCGCCGCCACGCACCCGGGCAAAAUUCUGCGUAAGACGAAGGCCUCCGCACACGUGUCGCUUCAGGUUGCUAAGGAAGUUGUCGGCCUUGAUGGUACGAAGAAGGAUGCUGAGGGUGGUGGGAAGAAGGAUGCUGCGGGUGACGUUACGUUGCCGGAUGCUGGGGCUGCGGGUGAGGGGGUAGCUUAAUUCUCUUUACUGCUCUCCACUUCUUCCUCUUCUGUCUAUAAAUAUUCGAUCCUCAUCUGUGGGGAUUGGCUGCUGUUGGGAAUUUCUUGUUUGCUCAUUUGUCUUUCUGUCAUACCUGAGUAUGGGUUUGGUCUUCGGGUUAACAGUGAAGUCUGGAUGAUGGGAACCGGGGAGAAAAGAGGCGGGGAUAGAGAGCGGGGGAAGGGGGGCGCGAGUAGUUAGGUAGGUUCUCGCUUGUUGUGUCUCUGAUUCGAUGUAGAGUACCGGUAGAUCAGAUGAGAUGAGGAGGUCAUCCUCCCCGCUUGUCCCAGCUCUGCCCACCAUGGAACUCCUUUUCGUGUCUUUUCGUUUUCUUUUUUUUUCCUUUGCUUUUUUCGGUCCCCUCUUUCCACAUUUCCCAAGUUUGUCUCUUCCCCGCGUUUUUGCCCUUUUUCCGUCAACCAUCAAAAACCAUAUCUGUUCCUUUUAAGCUCCGUCGGUGGCCUUGGCUUCCCCAUAUUGUUCGAGUUUAACUUUGCCGGUCUCCCAGCCUCUUAUUGUGGAAGAGACUAUGGUAUCGUACUCGUACCAGCGAAAGAAAAUGGGGAUGUCAUUUCAUUAUUAUCAUUUCACAUCUUUCUGUAUGAAUACGAUUUUUUUUUUAUUUCAA